AGUUAGCGGAGGCAUUAUCCGAGUAAAAGCUCAGAGCAAGGAAAACUCGUGUGGAGGUUCAGUGCUGAAGAAAUCACGACAACACACUCCAGCUUUUAUAUUGAACCUUCUGCUGCCAGACUGUUUAUCUGACGGACACUUCAGCUGCUUGCCUUUAUUCAGUAUAUAUUGGGGCUCAACUGUACAUUCCUCUACAGAAGCGAUCAGGAACGCUGGACUUUGUUAUUUCAGCUGAUAUUUCAUACACAAACAGGCCUGAUGGAGGAGACACAUGUUAAAAUGAGAGGAAAAACAAAAUCACUGAAGAGAAAAGACAAAAAACGUGUCACCUGCACUCAGUGUGGAAAGAGUCUGGCAGACAAAAAGAGUCUCACGAUCCACAUGCGGAUCCACACCGGAGAGAAACCAGUCACAUGUUCUCAGUGUGGGAAGAGUUUCAGAGACUCAUCAGCACUUAGUAGACACAUGUUGAUCCACACUGGAGAGAAAACACACAAGUGUGAUCAGUGCAGCAAAACAUUUCUUAGGGCUUCAGAGCUGAAUGAUCACCUUAGAGUUCAUUCAACUGAGAAGCCUUCAUGCUCUGUGUGUGGAAAGAGUUUUUCAAAUGAAGUAAAUUUAAGAAAUCAUCAGAAGAUCCACACCGGUGUGAGAGAGUAUGUGUGCUCUGAGUGUGAGAAGACCUUUGUUACAGCUGCAAACUUACAAAAACACCAGAUGAUUCACACUGGAGAGAAACCGUACAAGUGUUCACACUGCGACAAGAGAUUCAGUCAGAUCUCGCAUCAGAAAACACACGAGAGGAUUCACACUGGAGAGAAACCGUACAAGUGUUCACACUGCGACAAAAGAUUCAAUCAAUUAGGAAGCCGGAAAAUACAUGAGAGGACUCACACCGGAGAGAAACCGUACAAGUGUUCACACUGCAAUGAAAGAUUCUGUCAUUUAUUAAGCCUGAGAACACACGAGAGCAUUCACACUGGAGAGAAACCAUACAGGUGUUCACUCUGCGACAUGAGAUUCAGUCAGUUAUCACAAAUGAAAGCACAUGAGAGCAUUCACACUGGAAAGCAACCGUACAAGUGUUCACACUGCGACAAAAGAUUCAAUUGGUUAAAAAGCCAGAAAAGACAUGAGAGGACUCACACCGGAGAGAAACCAGCGAGAUUCGAUCAGUCGGAAAUAUUGAAAAACACACAAGAGGGUCACGUCUGAGACAGGGCUGCUCGAUUUUGGAAAAAAUCAUAAUCACGAUUAUUUUGGUCAUGAUUGUAAUCACGAUUAUUCAAAACGAUUAUCAGUUGAAG
Molecule: messenger RNA, 1307 nt
Organism: Danio rerio (zebrafish)
Lineage: Eukaryota; Metazoa; Chordata; Actinopteri; Cypriniformes; Danionidae
Source: RefSeq, a predicted model, not a curated record